UUCCAAACUUGUUUUCCUGAGGUAAAAAGGUAAGCACCUACAUGUGCCAGUGCAAGAUGUAUGUAAGCUGCUGACUGUUAACUGGCUGAUACCUGACGACCCUAAUGCGCUUGCCGGUGAACGGCUUGAGGAACUGUUUCAAACAUUCAGUCAGUCACUUGCGGAGGUUUCACUAGAGUACUCAGUACCCAGUGCUCGUGUCCCAUCACCAAUCUACUAUUUUAUUAUUAACAAUAAUAAGUUUAUAAAAUGCCGGUGAUUUUAUUAAACUGAACAAGAUGCGCAAAAUAAAAUAUGAUACGGCUCUUACUAAUGAUUAUUAUCAACACAAGUCUAUGUACCUCUAAAAUAAAUCAAGACAAACGCAGUAAGUUUAUUUAUUUUUUUAUUUUUUUUAAAACUAUAUUUUAACGUGCCCUCGUUAAAGUAACCAGCGAGCAAAGCUAAGCAUUACAUAUUAAAUUGACAGUAUCGGUCUAAUAGGACUAUGCCUCGUGCCGUCAAGUGGUCGUGCCACUUGCUACUGCAAUAACUAGCCUUGUUGAUCACCUUCAGGAAACUUGUAUCAUCGAGUAUUUUAUUUAUUGGUGAACUCGUUUGCUAACCGGAAAAACUCCUCAUCAUUUACUGAUUUCUUACAUCUAUAUAUAUAUACAUAUAUGUAAUGUAACGGUAUUAUUAUAAACAUGAGAUUUAAAUCACAUGACAAUAUUAAUUACACCCACUAAAUAAAAUUAUCUCUUGUAAAAAUAAUAUUUAAAUAUUUAUUAUUCACAAAAAAAAAAAGAAAUGUAUUUAUUUAUUUAUUUAUACAGUUAUAAAAAUAAAUCGGAAGUGUUUAUAACGGCAGUAUAUGAAUAAAAUAAAAUCUGCGAGUUUAUAAAACGGCAGUUACUCUUAUUAUUUACGUAAUAGCUGAGUAAUUGAAGAUAUCUAGAAAGUGUACAGAAUCGCGUGCUGUCGGUGUUUAUCUCUUAUGUAUUUCGGGGAAUGAAGAAAGUUAUUAUUGAGAUAAAUAAUAAAAAUAAUUUGUUUGAUACAAUAGUAAGAGGACUAAUAAGUGGAUGGGCACCGCUCGUGUGGCUGGCACCUGGUGAAAGAUUUCUGCCACUCAGUGUCCCGGAGUUCUUGGAGCACGUGCAGGUCGGGGACAAUUACCUACGGACACGUGUUGACGUUAAGACGCUGCUGUCUAAUGAGACGUCAUUUCUGUAUGGAAAGGAGCCUGGUACAGUACCAAUUUAUGCCCUGGUCCAGAAUUGUCUCGACUCGUCAGCACAAUCUAAUUUGGUGGCCAGUGACCGCAGGAGAAUAAAACGUAAGCGCGCGCUCGCUUAUUCGCGGGUCGGCCGGGAGGACUCAGUGAUCCAGAGCAACGAGAUCUUGACGAAAGCUGAAGGAAAUAAUCACGGGGAAGCGAGCAAAUUGGUCUCCAAGGGAAAGAGGUCGCGGAAGCUGAACUUUCACGUGACCUAUUGGAUGUUCUAUCCGUUCAGUGAGGGAAAGGCUGUAUGUGUUCUGGAUCUUGGUUUUUUUGGCACAUGGCCGAUACCAAGUGUGGAGGGAGUUUGUCUCGGUCAACUUAAAGAGUAUGGAAAUCAUGUGGGCGAUUGGGAACACAUGAGUCUUUACUUCGCGGGAGAUGAUCAUCCUGUAGCGAUGUACGUGUCUGCUCACGACGCCGGAGCGUAUUACCGGUACGACAUCAGAAGCGGUACUUUCAUUUACGAGAGUCAAGAAACGCGGAAGGGUAUUUUUCAGAAGCCCAUAUUUCCUGAGCGCGUUUUCACCUCCAGUGGCUCGCAUCCGAUUCUCUUCAGCGCCAAGGGCUCCCAUGGGCUGUGGACGGCGCCGGGUAAACACAAGUUUGUAAGAAUACCUAGACUGUACGACGAGAGUGGGUUCGGCACUCCCUGGCAGACGUGGAAGAACCUCGAGGUGAUUCCCACCGAAAAUCCCUCGACGGCGCCAUCCUGGAUGUCCUUUACAGGCAACUGGGGAAAUCCUAGAAGCAAUUGUCAUCCUCUUGUUAAUCUAGGAUUUAAUAUUUGCGAGUUUGUCGACGGACCAACCGGGAUACCUACAAAGAAAGGAAGCUUUCAAUGUCCUAGUUCUUGUGAUUAAAUAU
Microplitis demolitor is the source of this 2128-nucleotide messenger RNA. RefSeq lists its product as uncharacterized. The transcript is spliced from 3 exons. Bases 991 to 2124 code for a protein of 377 amino acids. NCBI's taxonomy places the organism in Eukaryota, Metazoa, Arthropoda, Insecta, Hymenoptera, Braconidae. The record is from RefSeq and is a predicted model, not a curated record.